AUGGCCAAUGGAGGAAAACUCAACAAGCUGAUCAAAUCAGCUCUCAAGAAAAUCAUGCAGUCUUUCAAGCCUCGAAAGGCUAACCGCAGCCCAGUUCCCUCGGUUGCCAAUAACUCCAAUGGCGCUUCCAUGGAAAGCUCCUCCGCAGCAAUCAGGGAAGAGUUGCAUCCGGUCUAUGUUGGUAAGUCUCGCCGCAAGUAUCUCCUCCCAUCUCGGGUCAUCGAGAACCCAGUGUUCAGGGAGCUGAUGGACCAUUCCUCCGGCUUCUCCGACUAUUGCAUUACGGUGAAAUGCGAGGUUGUGCUCUUUGAGCAUUUGCUCUGGAUGCUUGAGAAUGGUGAUCCUCAUACUGAAUCCUUGGAUGAGCUGGUGGAACUUUAUUCAUGUUAA
Oldenlandia corymbosa var. corymbosa is the source of this 390-nucleotide messenger RNA. NCBI's taxonomy places the organism in Eukaryota, Viridiplantae, Streptophyta, Magnoliopsida, Gentianales, Rubiaceae. The record is from the annotation of a GenBank genome assembly.